Molecule: messenger RNA, 858 nt
Organism: Papilio polytes (common Mormon)
Lineage: Eukaryota; Metazoa; Arthropoda; Insecta; Lepidoptera; Papilionidae
Gene: Pym
Product: partner of Y14 and mago
Exons: 3
Coding region: 137-712 (191 amino acids)
Biological process (GO): exon-exon junction complex disassembly
Cellular component (GO): exon-exon junction complex; cytoplasm
Molecular function (GO): RNA binding
Source: RefSeq, a predicted model, not a curated record
AUUUGUGUUCAAACGUCAAAAUCAAAAUAUCAAAAUAGUCGCAUGCGAAAAAAGUGCAGGAACAAAAAUUCCUGCAUAAACUUAAUGACGAAUUUAUGAGAUUUGGCGAUUGCAAAUUUGCAAUCUUGGAUCUAGAAUGGCUACUACAGCAUACGAACAUGAUGCUGAUGGUUGUAAGUUUAUACCAGCUUCACAACGUCCUGACGGUACUUGGCGUAAACCUCGUAGGAUAAGAGAAGGUUAUGUCCCCCAGGAAGAAGUACCGUUAUACGAAAGUAAGGGCAAACAAUUCAAGGCUCGUCAGAAUACGGGACUACCUGUAGGGCUGACGCCAGAAAUUGUGGCUCAAGCUCAGAAAAAGAAAGGACAAGGAGGUACAAUACAACCUAUUCCUGGUAUGAUAAUAAAUGUGGAAAAGAAGAAAAAGAAGAAGAAGUCAGGAGUAGAAGAGGCAACGGAAAAGCUAUCCAAAUGUGAAAUAAUAGAACCAACAUUCAGUACACCGGUAUCUUUGUCCAAUAACUCAACACCGAGUUCUGACCCAGCAAAGAGAUUAAAGAAUCUAAAGAAGAAAUUGAGAGAUAUUGAAAUGCUUGAGGAAAAAAUAAAAUCGGGAAUGUUAAAAAAUCCAGAUAAAGAUCAAAAAGAGAAAUUGUCAAAGAAAAAUGACAUAGUAAAUGAAAUAGAGAAAUUGGAAAUUGCUAGUGAUUAAGUUAAUUGGGGAAAUACCAAAAUAGAAUAACAUGCAAUAAGAUAUGUUGACAAUGAAAUAAUUUUAAUUAUCACUGCCUGAAACUGAGGAUCAUGAGAGCAAUUUGUGUUGUUUUAUUCAAUUAUAAAUUAUUUACAAUCGUCAAA